Molecule: messenger RNA, 852 nt
Organism: Acanthosepion pharaonis
Lineage: Eukaryota; Metazoa; Mollusca; Cephalopoda; Sepiida; Sepiidae
Source: the annotation of a GenBank genome assembly
AUGCCAACUUUGACUCUCGCUAAAGCUGGAAUGGAAUUGUCAAAAGAAAUAUUAGAACAAUUCUUUUCUUUCUUUUUUUUUCUGCAUUGCCACUUUAAUCCAAAUCUAAAAGAAAAGUUUCUUUUUUGUUUCUUUUUUCUUUCAUUGUUUCUUUCUUUGUUUCUAUCUUCAUUCUUUUAUAUUUUAUCUCUUUCCUUUUUCUUUCUACAUUCCUUUUUUUCUUUAAUAUUUCUUCCUUUCCAUAUUUCUUUCUUUUUCACACAUUGUCUCUUUCUUUCUUUUUUAGAUCAUUUUACUUUUCCUUUUUCUUUCUUUCUUUCUUUCUUUUAUAGGUUGAUUCUUUCACAUUUUAUCUCUUUCUUUUUUAUUUCUUUGAUUUCUUGGAGAGUUUAUUUCUUUCUAUCGUUUUCUUCCAUAGUUUAUUUAUUUCUUCCUUUCUUUGUUAGUGUCUUCCUUUCUAUAUUUCUUUCUUUUUCACACUUACAUUUUGUCUCUUUUCUUUGUUUCUUUGUUUCUUUCUUUCUUUGUUUCUUUCUUUCUUUCUUUGAAUUUGCUGAUAGUUUAUUUCGUUUAAAAUUUCUUUUGUUUCUUCCAUAUUUCCUUCUUUCUUUCUUUCUUUAUUUUUUCUUUCUUUUUUCUUUCUUUCUUUCUUUCUUUCUUUCUUUCUCCUAUAUUGUUUUUACUUUAUUUAUCUGCAUUCACUUUACUCUUUUCACUAGAGAAUUUAUUCUUUUUCUUUAUAAAUUUCUUAAAGAAUUCUCUCAUUCUUUUCUCUUAAUUUCUCUUUCACAAUUCUUCUCACUUUUGUCUCCUCCUCCUCUGGCCAUCUUCUGCUUUCUUUCUUGUCCUUAA